UCUGAGAACAGUGCCGUCUGUGAUAACUCACAGGCACCAGUGAGCUGUUCUAUAUAAAAGUUUCUGAAGCUCUGCACACUUCCUCACUGGGCUACAUUCUCAGAAAAGAUGAAGCUCGCCUACAAAAUUUUCCUGCAGACAGUAACCCUGCUUUUUACAAACAGGUUUGCUCUAUCCGAAGAAAAUGCAGGAAGGGGAGAAGAGGCGAAGGCAUCUCCUGCUUGUCCUCUCAUGCUCCAAAGCAGUGGGAAAUGUGAUGGAGAAGAAUGCCCCUAUCAGAUUAAUUUUCCUCCAAUGACCCUCCAGCUACCCAAGCAGUUUCAACUGAUUGAGAAGACCCUCAAAGAAGUGCAGCACCUUAAAGAAAUGGUUAACAAUUUAAAGAAAUCCUGCCAAGACUGUAAACUCCAGGCAGAUGAUAAUCAAGAGAAAAAUAGCAAUGAAUUUCUGCCACCUGACACAGAUGGCCCAACAAACCAUAGCAAAAUACAAGAUAACCAAGGAACGGACCUGCAGGAGAAGGUUUCCAAGCUGUCAGAUAGUCUGAAGAAUGCAAAGAACCAGAUCCAUACUUUACACGGUCGUCUGGAGAAAAUGAAUCUCAUAAACAUGAACAAUGUGGAAAACUACGUAGACAACAAAGUUGCCAAUCUGACAUUUUUUGUGAACAGUUUGGAUGUAAAGUGCUCUUCACAAUGUCCAGCUAUAGAAUCAAAGCCAGUUAUCCAGCUUCUGCAAGGAGACUGUUCCAACCAUUUUGCAGCAGGAAACCGGCGCAACGGAAUCUACAAAAUCACCCCAGAUCCCAGAAAAAGCAGCUUUGAUGUUUACUGCGACAUGGAAUCGUUUGGGGGUGGCUGGACUGUGUUUCAGAUGCGUCAGGAUGGUAGUGUCUCUUUCAACCGAACCUGGGAGGAAUACAAGAAUGGCUUUGGAAAUGGUAGGGAGUUCUGGCUAGGGAAUGACAAAAUUCACCUCCUGACCAAAAGCAAGGAGAUGCAGUUGAGGAUUGAGCUUGAAGAUUUCAGCGGCAUCAGAGAAUAUGCUAAAUAUGACCAGUUCUAUGUUGCAAAUGAAUAUCUCAGAUAUCGGUUAAACAUUGGCAGCUACAGUGGCACCGCAGGGGAUGCCUUGCACUUUAAUAAAUUCUACAACCAUGAUCAAAAGUUCUUUACCACCCCAGACAGGGAUAAUGACAGAUACGUUGAAGGCAACUGUGGAGCCUAUUAUAGCUCUGGAUGGUGGUUUGAUGCAUGUCUGGCUGCUAAUCUAAAUGGCAAAUAUUAUAACAAAAAAUAUAAAGGGGUUCGCAAUGGGAUUUUCUGGGGCACAUGGCCUGGAGCUUCUGAUGAUAACAUGAAUGGCUAUAGAAAACCUUUUAGAAAGGUUAAAAUGAUGAUGAGACCCCAAAACUUUGUGCCAUGAAUUCCCCCCCACCCACAAGUCCCUUUAUCCAAUAUUGGCACCUUUCCCCAAUAUUUGAGUGCAAUUUAAGAAUAUUCUGUUACAUUUUCUUUUUUAAUAUUUUUCUCUUGCGAACAUUCCUCUUCCAAAAGCACACAGACGUAUUUUCCUGGUGAAAUUUAUUAUACACAAAGAUAUAUCUACAUUUUUGAAGCAAAUAAUACUUCAGCCUCAUACAUGGUCAAAAUUCGAGUUUAAGCUAUUUUGACACAGUGACUUUGAAGGAAUUCCACUAUUCCAGUACCAUUAUCUGUUCUAGCUCCUGGCAAAAGGUUUAGAUGAUUUGUAAUUUGUAAUGCUCCUUCAACACAUUCCAGAAACAUCUUAAGAAACUCAAUAAAUCCCCCCCCCCCACGGUUUCUCAGCUUAGUCUACUUUACAGGGUUAGUGUUGGGAUAAAAUGAGGGAAAGCCCCAAAACAUGCUGCCUUGAAUUUCUGGAGAAAAAGCUGCACAUAAAUCUGAUUUAACAGUUUGCUUCAGAGCCAGUGAAACUAAGUUGCCUUGCCAUGCUUUCCAAGGCAGGACAAUAGUCUUCAUCUCUCUAUGAUUAUUCCUUUCUAUGUAAAUAAUAGAGAUUAUAUUUUUAUAGAUGAUGAAUUAUUCAUUGCCAUUGUUAACUGUCACUUUUCUUUUUCAUGAACCAUGCCUAAAUAGUUUGUAGAAGAGUAGCUGUGUUAGUCUUUUUCAGUAAAAAAAUACAUGAACACUC
Molecule: messenger RNA, 2175 nt
Organism: Python bivittatus (Burmese python)
Lineage: Eukaryota; Metazoa; Chordata; Lepidosauria; Squamata; Pythonidae
Gene: FGL2
Product: fibrinogen like 2
Source: RefSeq, a predicted model, not a curated record